CUGCACACCAGCCGGUAUACUCGUCCACACCCACGCCUGCUGCCUUCUGCGCGUCAUUUAUAUGACUCUCUUGGCAGGGGAAAACGCAAUCCAUACCCCAGACCGGAACCCAUAUGUAAUUCCCAAUUUUCGCAUUCAGCUGGCGAUGUCGUGAUGGACUGUGCUCCGGCAACAACGGCACGGAACCGAACAGAAAACAGGCUAGGCCGCUUCCAUUCCAUUUACAUUUAGUUUUCUCUCAUUGCUCAAACACUUUUUUCCAUCCCUGUACUACAUGGGAAUCAAUUCACAGAGACGCGAGUGGAUGGGGACUAUACACUGUGCGCUAAAGCUUUAACUGUACAUGGAAUCAAACAAGUGGCAGUUAUCAUCCCGGAGCUGCUCUAAGCGACCUUACAUAUAUUUAUGUGCUCAGCAAGUGCCCAUUUCUGACCCGGUUUGCAUGUUAUUGUUUUCCUAGUCGCCGUCGACGUUUUACCGUAUUGAAGGUCUAAUGUUGAAAUUGGAAAACUGCUCCUUAGGGAUUGGGACGAGUUAAAGCGAGAAGAGGAUCUCGUACAUAGCGGCAAAAGAUUUUUUGACCCUUAUAGUCACGACGGUUAAUACGUAAUGGCAGAGGAUGGCACCGACCAUUGCGUUGAUCUAUUAUUUCCGUUUAAAGCUGAUGAACUGGAUGUUAAUUCGAUAGAUCCCGCCGAUUCUUCCCUAUGGUCAGCAAUUGAACUGGAUGAAUUGAGUGACGCGGGGUUUUCCGUGCAGGAGGAAGCCGAUAAUUUGCCCUUAAUUAAUACCGCUUUAACCAGCCUGACCAAUAUGCCACAGAAAUUGGCCGUCUCAUCACCGGGUUCACUAGCGGAAACGAUCUGCAGUGAAUCGGCGGCGAGCAGUACCGGUCAAUCUUCCAGUGUCAGCGGCGGAUCAUCGGAUGACGAUUGUCACAACAUUCGCCGUCGAUCACAACGCGGCACCGCCGCAUUGCAACGGUCCUGUAAUGCGGCACUGCGAACGGCUACAGGCACUAGCAACGGCAGCAGCACGGUGUUGCAUGUCCCGGUCCCGCGUGUUGUUGGCAGUGCAGUGGAACACAUGGGAGCAACAGAUUGCACUAGCCCCACCACAACACUGGAUCAGUCCGAGUUAGUGCAGAAUAAUCAAAACAAAUCUGACGGCUUCACGGAGAAGCCAUACCGACGCCGUCGCACCACUCUCAAUGCCAGGGAGCGUAAUUUAAAGCGACUGGAAAGCAACGAACGCGAGCGCAUCCGUAUGCACUCCUUGAAUGACGCUUUUUCUGCCCUCCGGGACGUGAUUCCUCACGUCCAGAGACAGAAGAAUCUUUCGAAAAUUGAGACACUGACCUUAGCUAAAAACUACAUUAUGGCGCUGAGCAACAUAAUCUGCGAUAUGCGAAGCGAGCCAAAGCCCUUUCAGGUCAAAGAUGAAGAAAGCGCCAGAGUGGACAUCGAAGUGCGCUCCAUAAUGAGUAAAGGCUCCAUCAAACCAGCGCUCCCAUGAUUGUUUCCGCCAGUUGACUCCUCAACGAUUAAAUGCGACUGACGUCGAAAGCUUAUUUAUGGAAAUCCUUUUGUCCAACGAACGCUAUCCAGAAUUUCCCGCAAAAUCAAAUGAAAACUUUACAACGCAGUGAUAGAAUUGUACUUCGAGCCAGUUAGCUGGACUAAUUUCUUUGGAGACAAUUUUGCAUUUGUCUUUGAAAUUGUUGACUCUGGUGUUUAUGUGUGUGAAUCCGGUGACCCUUCUAAUACAGCCAGCAUGCAGGCAUUGUAGCAGUUGCCGGUCGGUCCGGUCCAGAUUGCAGUCAAAACUACCUACUCAUCUACAAUAAUAUGAUUGUCGGGCAGUUUAA
Molecule: messenger RNA, 1867 nt
Organism: Paramacrobiotus metropolitanus
Lineage: Eukaryota; Metazoa; Tardigrada; Eutardigrada; Parachela; Macrobiotidae
Product: protein dimmed-like
Exons: 3
Coding region: 610-1515 (301 amino acids)
Molecular function (GO): protein dimerization activity
Source: RefSeq, a predicted model, not a curated record